AUGUUGUUCAAUCGUCUGUCGUUGUUUGCAGCUUAUGGCGCGCUCAGUGAGCUGGCGUGUGCUCAGUUUCCUCCUGCGCUCGAGGGCGUUACUGUGCUGGACUCGCAUAUCGAGGAUGGCAUCCGCAUCUCGUACAAAGAGAAUGAUCUUUGCGAAACCACCGACGGAGUUCGAAGCUACUCAGGUUAUGUACACCUACCAGCGGGUGCUCUGGCCGAUCUGGGUGUGCAAAACCAGACGUACGAUAUCAACACCUUCUUCUGGUUCUUUGAGUCUCGAAAAGAUCCUGCAAAUGCACCCUUAUCUAUUUGGAUGAAUGGCGGGCCGGGAUCCAGCUCGAUGCUUGGGUUGCUGCGCGAAAACGGGCCCUGCUAUGUCAACUCCGAUUCCAACUCAACAUACCUAAGUGACUGGUCCUGGAACAACGAGGUCAACAUGCUCUACCUCGAUCAACCAGUGCAAGUUGGCAUGAGUUACGAUAGCUUAACCAACAUCACCAACAACAUCGACACCGGGGAUGUAGACGUUGCUGACUUCUCGAACGGAGUACCAGCCCAGAACGCUUCUUUCUACGUCGGCACCUACGCCAGUCAAGAUGCUAACUUGACGACUCGCGGCACAGAGAACUCUGCACGGGCUUUCUGGCACUUCGCUCAGGUCUGGUUCCAGGAGUUUCCCCAACACAAGCCCAACGACGACAGGAUCUCAAUUGCAACCGAGUCUUAUGGAGGCCGUUACGGGCCGGCAUUUGCAGCUUACUUUCAGGAACAGAACGAGAGGAUCCUCAACGGCACAUGGGAUGAGCAAGGCCAAACUCACUUGCUCCAUCUCGACACUCUUUUGAUCAUCAACGGUUGCAUCGAUCGCUACGUCCAAUGGGCGGGUUACCCACAGAUGGCGUACAACAACACGUACGGCAUUAAAGCCUACAACGAGUCUCGUUACGAAGGAGUGAUCGAUGCUCUAUAUCGUACGGACGGUUGCCUGCACCAGAUCGAGAACUGCCGCAACCUGAGUCUCGCAUACGAUCCCACCAACCAGGGCUUCAACGAGAGCGUGAACACGGUGUGUCAGAAAGCUGAAACUUUUUGCACAGCGGAGAUCCGUGAUCCAUACUUCGACAGCGAUGUAAACUACUACGAUAUUUCCGCACCUGGUGCAGCCUCUUUCCCAGCACCUUGGUAUGCAGGAUGGCUCAAUCAGCCCCACGUACAGCAAGACCUUGGCAUCCCAAUUAACUGGACACAAUCUAACGCAGCUGUAUCGCGAGCCUUCCGCAGCAUCGGCGACUACCCACGUCCAGGCUGGAAAGAAGAUCUCGCGUAUCUCCUUGAGGAGGGUGUGAAGGUUGCAUUGCUACACGGCGACCGGGAUUACGCCUGCAACUGGUAUGGCGGCGAAGCACUUUCCCUCGCAAUUCCAUACGAGAAUGCCACGAAUUUUGCAGCCGCAGGCUACGCCCCCGUUGUGGUCAACGACACCUACAUCGGCGGCCAAGUACGCCAGCACGGCAACCUCUCCUUCACCCGCGUCUACCAGGCCGGCCACGAAGUACCAGCGUACCAACCCGAGACUGCGUUCCGCAUCUUCCAGCGCGCGCUGUUCAACUUGGACAUCGCUACGGGUCAUAUCUCGACUACUGAGAACCCGGACUACUCGUCCGAGGGUGUGGCGAACGUGUACAACAUCACCAACGAGCCCAUCACGCUGCCUGGAUCACAGUGCUACGUUCUCGAUCGCGAGCAGUGUACCGAGGAGCAGUGGGAAACGGUCAUGGAUGGGUCUGCGCUGAUCAAGAAUUGGAUCGUCGUGGACGCUAACACAAGCUACCUGUUCCCUGAGCUGGUGGGCAAUGGGACGACGAGCCCCACGCCCAGUGCUAGCGGUGCGCUGCCUGAAUCUACUGGUGCUGCGGGCAAGAACAUGGUGGGCGGUGCUAUGCUGUCAGUAGUGGUGAUCGCUCUGUUCACUGUGUUGUAA
Molecule: messenger RNA, 1980 nt
Organism: Ascochyta rabiei
Lineage: Eukaryota; Fungi; Ascomycota; Dothideomycetes; Pleosporales; Didymellaceae
Exons: 4
Coding region: 1-1980 (659 amino acids)
Biological process (GO): proteolysis
Cellular component (GO): fungal-type vacuole
Molecular function (GO): serine-type carboxypeptidase activity
Source: RefSeq, a predicted model, not a curated record